This is a messenger RNA of Nematolebias whitei (Rio pearlfish), 2358 nucleotides long. RefSeq names its product homeobox protein NOBOX. NCBI's taxonomy places the organism in Eukaryota, Metazoa, Chordata, Actinopteri, Cyprinodontiformes, Rivulidae. Gene Ontology annotation, molecular function: RNA polymerase II cis-regulatory region sequence-specific DNA binding; DNA-binding transcription factor activity, RNA polymerase II-specific. Gene Ontology annotation, biological process: regulation of transcription by RNA polymerase II. The coding region runs from base 82 to 2319 and encodes 745 amino acids. The record is from RefSeq and is a predicted model, not a curated record. The transcript has 9 exons.
AAGGUGGUGCGGGAGCUCCUCGCCUCACUGUGUGUCUUAAUUGGUUAUUAACUCCAUUUUAUUGGUUCUACGUGCGUCGCUAUGAGUGCAGACUGUCAUUUAGCCGAAGAUUUUGAUGGUCCAAGCCUUCUGUGUGAGGAGCUGGAAGAUUUGGAAACGAAUAACUCCCAAGAAGCAAACAGGAGGAGGGGAGAAGGAGACGAGGAGGUGUCUAAUCAGAGGGGUAAUGAAGAGACGAGAGAGGUGGCGGAGCGUGAAGAAACAAAUGGAAGGGAGGAGAGAAAAGAAAAUAAAGUUGUCGGAUCAAAGAAGGAACUGAUGGCGAGAGGAGACGAGGAGGAGCAGGGGAAGCCUGGGAGAUGCCUGGAAGAUGGGGAGUCACAGGAUGUGCAGACGGAGGGUAAAGAGGAGGAGGAGGCCAGCAAAGAAAUAAAUUCUGAUAAGAAAGAGACAAAAGUAACAAAGAAAGGUGAGCAGAAAAAGGGCAGGAAGAGGCGAGGUAAGAAGCAGAGUGAGCAGGUGAGAAACAGGCGAGCAGGAAAGGACGCCAACAAGAAGGCCGAGGAGGAAAAGAAAGGUGAGACGCAGGAAGUGUCUGUGAUGGUUUCAGAGGAGAACUUGGCUCUGUUGGAGCCCUCCGUCAGCCUGCUGAGCAACUGUGACUUAUCUGACCAGGUCUACUUAAGUUUUGGGGGGACAGAGCUGUAUUGCCCCCCAAUUCCGGCUCCCCUGCUGUACUCGCAGCCUCCCGCCUCCAUUCAACCUGCUGCUCCUCAGUCGCACAAGACAAAACGACCUCGCAGCCCCCCUCAACCUCACAGUCUCCCCCAGCAGAGCUCUCAGGCUCUUGAGAUGGAGAUAACUCAAGUCUACUCCACUCGACGCUCUGUUCGAUACAGCAAAAGAGGUCGAAGCCUCCCUCUGCUACCUGGGUCAGAGAACGUGGACCUGCUGCUGCCUGCCCCGAAGAAGAAAACACGCACCCUCUACAGUACAGACCAGCUGGAGCAUUUAGAGGCGUUGUUCCAGGAUGAUCACUACCCUGACGCUGACAAGAGGAAACUCAUCGCUGCGUCGGUCGGUGUCACCCCCCAAAGGAUUAUGGUGUGGUUUCAGAACCGCAGAGCGAAGUGGAGGAAAGUUCACUCCAUCACAGCAAAGGCUGAAUCCAUGCAGAGUAUCUGCAGUCCGAAUCACAACGCUCUGAACGCCCUCACGUGUUACAGGAAUGGACCACUGUCUUUUUCUGGUCACUUUGCUGCGACGCUGCCUCAACCUGCCCCAGCAGCUUCUUUCCCCACUCAGACCCCACCCUCCUUCAGCAGCCUGCUGGACACCCUCAACAGCCCAGGUCACUGCAGAGGGAGAGACGUGGGUCAGCAUCAGCUCUCGUCUCAGGGGAGUUUACCGGAGUUUCAUCCUCGUCCCAUGCACAGCCCUCCCCCUCUGCGACGAGCCAGCCUCCCCCUUUUUACCCCGGCGUACAACCCCAUCAGCCCCAACCCGCCUCUGCUCAACACCCCGGCCCACACCCCGCCGCUCUUCCUCGAUGCCCUGGAGAGUGGCUCCUCUUUGGCUCAUUGUGACUCCCAGUCUCUACAGACUGACACCAGCUCGCUCUUUGACUUUGCGGAGAAGCUCAACUACCAGACGUCCGGUCAGCAGAGCAGCACUCUCUCGUACCAGAUCUCGUACCCCACCGGCCAGCAGCAACCGUCUCUGCCCCACAUGACCUACCUGACUCCGUCUCCCUACCUCACCCCCAACCCUCCAGACUCCAACCCUACCACCUAUCUGACGUUUGGUCCUGGAGGAAACUCAUCCGGGGUGGUGACGUACUCCACGGGGGGUCAAACGUACUUCCCAUCUCAGCGUGCCGGACAAAUCCUGCUACAGUCAGCUGGUCACAACGGUGGGAUGCCAGUGUACCCAUCAUAUCCAUGGGGUAACUUGUACAGUCAGACCGCCGUGCACCAGCGUGCUCCUUCCACCUUCUCUGCCAGCUUGGUGUCUUCUCUAGACCACCAGGCGCCCUCCACCUCCAGCCUUCCUCUGCCUUCGUUUGUCCCGCAGGGCGAUCGUGGGUCGUCCCACUUGAACUUGCAGCACUCAUCGCACACUCGGACGCACACCGAGACCAGCACCACUCUGCGCACCCCCAGUCUCAGAGCAGAGACCACUCCAAACAAGGUUUCAUCGCUGCUGUCCUCUCCGGCUAAAGAAAGCCUAGCAGCGCCCCCUUGUGUUAAACUUGAGUAUGACAGUCCACGAGAGAUUCACAGCCACUUCCACUGUGAUUUCUCUCCCAUACAUUUUUGAGUUCAUCCUGUGUGUGUUUGGAUUAUUUGUAAAUAGGAU